AUGAACAAAUUAUUUAUUUUUGUCUUCUUAGCUUUAAUUGCUACUGCUUUUGCUGUUAAUAAUGUUAAAAUCCAACCAGAACAACCAAAAAAUGAAGGAUUUUUACCAUUAUGUAUGAUCUGCAGUUAUGUUGUAGAUAAAGUCGAUGAUUACUUACAAGCUCACACUAACACCACCCAAAUCGUUUCUAUGGUUGAACAUGAUUGUCAAGAACUUCAAAAAUCAGACUGGAUUAACAAAUGUGAUAAUAUUGUUUCUGAAUAUUUAGGCGAAAUCAUUACCCUCUUAGAAGAAAAGAAAUCAGCCGAAAUUGUUUGCAAAGUUAUUACUCUUUGCUAA
This is a messenger RNA of Dictyostelium purpureum, 339 nucleotides long. RefSeq lists its product as uncharacterized. The coding region runs from base 1 to 339 and encodes 112 amino acids. The transcript has 3 exons. NCBI's taxonomy places the organism in Eukaryota, Evosea, Eumycetozoa, Dictyosteliales, Dictyosteliaceae. Gene Ontology annotation, biological process: lipid metabolic process. The record is from RefSeq and is a predicted model, not a curated record.